GCUGUUGCUAUUGAAAGUUUCGUUUAGGUCCAAUCAGCAAUCAACCAUUAGCUAGACGCUUGGGAAAUUCCUUGUGGAACCAUGUGUUGGGAAAGUAUCGUGGAUUGGUUCAAAAAUGCCUGGUCCCAAAUAUACUGCCUCAUUGGAACCAUUUCCAAUUGGUUGGUGGAUUGUGUGUUCCAAAUACAAAAUGUAACCAUGUCCAUAUUCGUGGUCAUCGAGUUCCUGGUGGGUGCCUUCCUCUUUGCCUUGUUCCUCCUGGCUCUUUGGAUUGUGGGCAAGAUCCUUCGCUUCAUCUGGUACUGCACUGGUUUCAUGUGCGUGGCUCAAAGCGUACCGGUUCCAAUGGGCCUCAUUGGAUCGCCACCACAACCGCCAGUCCACGCCCAACCAGUAAAUCCCAAUCCAGGGGGUCAUCAUCAUCAUCACCAUCAUCACAAUCAUAAUCAUCAUAACCACAAUCAUAAUCAUCAACCCCACUUGGGAAACAUGCAACCGGCUCUCCCUAUCCCGAUUCCCAAUGCUCCCAUACCAAACAUUAUUCACCAACCACCCCCCCCUCGACCAAUCAACCCUAACAUACCGUAUCGACACAACGAUCGAGACGUGUUGGCUCACGAUCAUCCCUCGGGAGCAAAUCGCAACCCUGGUCCACCUCUUGAUCCAGCCAAUCGUCCAAUGCUGGUCCCGGGACCGCGAACCCCUUCUCCGGGUUGGAACAACGAAAAUGACCCGCUUAAUCAAACAUACGACUCUGACGAAGAACCGGAGCCUGGCCUCCAGGCGAACCCUGAAGUAAACCCUCAAGCGAACCCUGAAGUGGAGGAUCAGGGACCUCAUCCUAACCAUUGA
Molecule: messenger RNA, 852 nt
Organism: Tigriopus californicus
Lineage: Eukaryota; Metazoa; Arthropoda; Copepoda; Harpacticoida; Harpacticidae
Exons: 2
Coding region: 82-852 (256 amino acids)
Source: RefSeq, a predicted model, not a curated record